ACACCCUACAGGCACGAGUCACACAGUCAGUACGAAUACGACCCCAUUCUUCCCAACUACCUCGCUCACGCCUUCCAGUGUUCAAACAAGGGUAGAUUCCCGUCCCCCUCCCGUUUCUUGGAUUCGGGAGCGCUCCUCCAUUUUUCUAACUCCGAGCUCGGCUGUCGAUCGAUCCGGCCGCGCAAAACCUCAGCUUCAUCGGCGCUCCGGUGAUCCGUUCGAACCCUCGGCUCGCCCGCGAGGCUGGGCGUUUCGGCGGCUGGUCAAGUUCUUGACGGGGUCGGCGGCCAGCUGGGUUCCCCUCGUGCAGGAGGAAAGGUAACUGCGUGGAGAUAUGGGGCCACAUAUGAUAGAGCAAGAUGGAGGGUAGGAAAGAGAGGGGAAGGUUGAGGAAUUUCGUUCGGCGGAUGGCAAUGGAGUGCCUUUGCUCUGGAGAGCAGCUGAAAGGUGCAGAUGAGACCAUCCGGUCAUCAGACUCUUCGAUCACCAAAGAUUUCUCAGCCAGUGGGUACUCGUCCAGGAAUGGGGAGGUCGAGCAAUACCUUGAUAAUGGCAACAUCGAGGAAGCCGAGUUGUCGCUCCGGGAGGGCGUCUGCCUUAACUAUGAGGAGGCAAGGGCAUUGCUAGGAAGGCUAGAGUACCAACGAGGGCAUGUAGAAGCAGCACUCCGUGUGUUCGAUGGAAUAGACAUAUCUUCAUUAGUUCCUAAGAUGAAAAUCUCUAUUGCUAGAAAAGCACAUCGCCGAAAGACUCGUUCACAGUGGGAUUCUCCACCAAUGCCACUACAUGCUGUGAGCCUACUCAUGGAGGCCAUAUAUCUCAAAGCAAGAGCACUUCAUGAUCUUGGAAAGUUCAAAGACGCUGCACAAGAGUGCAGAAUGAUAUUAGAUAUUGUGGAAGCAGCGCUACCUGAAGGCUUACCAGCAGGAUUCGGAAAAGGUUGUAAAUUGAACGAAAUAAUAUGCAAGGCUGUACAGUUUCUCCCUGAACUAUGGAAAUUAGCGGGGUUUUCACUUGAAGCCAUAUCUGAAUACAGGAGGUCUCUUCUCAAUAAUUGGAAUCUUGAUGGAGAGACCAUAGCUAAAAUACAAAAGGAAUUUGCUGUUUUUCUUCUAUACAGUGGCUGUGAAGCACGGCCUCCAAAUCUCCAUUCUCAGCUGGGUGGUUCAUUUGUACCACGAAACAAUAUGGAAGAGGCUAUUCUUCUUCUAAUGAUUCUGUUGAGGAAGUUCAAUCUAAGGAGAGUUGAGCGGGAUCCCACUGUGAUGCAUCACCUUACUUUUGCACUGUCCAUGUCAGGGCAGCUAAAACCACUGGCUGUACAAUUUGAAGAGAUGUUACCUGGUCUGCUAGACAAAAGGGAAUGGUCAUACAAUGUUGCAUUGUGUUACCUAGCAGAAGAAGACGAUUUGACUGCCCUGAAUCUACUCAAAAGGAUAUUGAAGCUAGGACAGGAGUCUGAGAAUCUCAAAGAACUUCUCCUGGGGUCAAAGGUUUGUGUUGAGAAGGGCAAUUAUGCUGAAGGUGCUGCGUAUGCACGGAGGGCUAUUGCUAAUAUACAGGGAGGAUGUGACCAAUUGGUGGGCGUUGCAGAUGUUUUGCUUGGUGUUUCCCUUUCUAAUCAAGCUAGAUAUGCCAUUUCUGAUACCGAUCGUGCUUCCUGGCAGUACGAAGCACUCGAAGUACUUGGAAGUGCUGAAAAAAACAUGCACUGGCAAGAUCCUAGGGUAUUGUACAAUCUCAGCCUUGAAAAUGCUGAGCAGAGGAAAUUAGAUGCAGCAGUUUUUUAUGCAAAAAAACUGGUGAAGUUAGAGGCUGGAUCAGAGUUGAGGAGUUGGCUUCUGUUAGCUCGACUACUGAGUGCACAAAAACUUUUUGCGGAUGCUGAAACCAUUGUUGAUGCUGCUCUUGAUCAGACUGGGAAAUGGAAUCAAGGAGAUCUGCUGCGAACCAAAGCCAGAAUUCAGGCUGCACAGGGGGAAUUCAGCGAUGCAGUUGGGACAUAUACCCAACUUCUUGCUAUAAUUCAACUUAGAAGAAAAAAAUUCAGCUCUGGGAUCUCCUUGGCAAAGGGUGCUGAAGAUGAUAAAAGUCUGGAAACAGAGACCUGGUAUGAUCUAGCUCUCUUGUAUCUAGGCAUGUCACAGUGGAGGGAUGCAGAGGUUUGUAUAUCAAAGAUCAGAGCCGUCAGUUGUUAUUCUGCCUUGGCUUGGCAUGCUACAGGAAAACUGUAUGAAGUGAAAGGUCUUCCAAAGGAAGCUUUGGGGGCUUAUUUUCGAGCAUUAGACCUUGAUGCUAAACAUGUUCCAAGCCUGAUAUCGACUGCUAUUAUUCUACGUCAACUUGGGGACAGGCCAUUGCCUUCCGUACGGUGCUUUCUGACUGAUGCACUGCAACUUGAUAGAACAAAUCAUAUGGCAUGGUUUAAUCUUGGCCUACUCUACGAAGAGGAAGGUGGCAGGUCAGCAGCUGAGGCUGCUGAAUGUUUCCAAGCUGCUGCUCUUCUUGAAGAAACUGCACCUGUAGAACCUUUUAGAUGACAUGUAUGUAUGAGGGCAAUAGAGACUGUAAGCUAUCAUAUUGUUUCAAUUUUUUCACGUACUGAUAAAAAUAGUAGAUUACAGAGUUUCAGAGAUGACCUACAUGUCUAGAUCAUUGAGAGAUUAUAGCAUCAGAUACUGUUGGAUUUUUGUUUUUGUUUUAGCAGUUCAAUAUAUAGUUUCUGAUUUGUUAUCUA
Molecule: messenger RNA, 2737 nt
Organism: Lolium rigidum
Lineage: Eukaryota; Viridiplantae; Streptophyta; Magnoliopsida; Poales; Poaceae
Product: protein NPGR2
Exons: 6
Coding region: 360-2540 (726 amino acids)
Molecular function (GO): protein binding
Source: RefSeq, a predicted model, not a curated record